AUGGUCGUACUCAUCGCAUUACUACUCGGGGUCGCAACCCUCGCCAUAUGGCUGGUACUUAGAAAUUUCAGCUACUGGGAGCGUCGUGGUAUUCCCCACGAUCCCCCGCAAAUACCAUCGGGAAGUCUAUCUGGAAUGAUGACCACAAUUCAUAUUUCGGAUAUCUUUAAACGCACGUAUUUUAAAUAUAAAAACAAAGUCAGUUCGCCUUUUGUGGGUUUUUAUGUUUUCUUCAAACGAGCUGUCAUUGUUGUGGAUAUUGAUUUCGUGAAGACUGUGUUGAUAAAGGAAUUCGACAAAUUUCACGAUCGCGGUGUAUUCCAUAAUGAACGUGAUGAUCCCUUAUCUGGUAACCUGGUCAACAUUGAGGGUCAAAAGUGGAAAAGUCUGAGACAUAAACUGACACCGACAUUUACUUCUGGCAAAAUGAAGCACAUGUUUCCCACUGUUCUGGAUGUGGGCGAAGAAUUGGUUAAGAUUUUCAAUGCAAAAACAUCAAGUGAACCUCAACCUUUGGAAAUCACGGAUUUGGUGUCUCGCUAUACGGCUGAUGUGAUUGGAAGCUGUGCCUUUGGUCUGGAAUGCAAUAGUCUGCAUAAUCCAGAAGCAGAGUUUGUCAAAAUGGGAACAGUAGCACUAACCAAGAGACGUCACGGUAGAGCAAUGGAUCUGUUUCUAUUCGGUGCUCCCAGAUUGGCUGCAAAAUUCGGGAUCAAGGCCACAUUACAAAAGGUCGAGGAUUUCUACAUGAAGAUAGUUAAAGAUACUGUAGAAUAUCGGACUAAAAAUAAUGUCAAACGAAAUGAUUUCAUGGACAUGCUUAUCGAUUUGAAGAAGAAGUACGAUGAAGGCAAUGGAGAGGAUGGUUUGUCUUUCAAUGAGUUGGCUGCCCAAGCGUUUGUGUUCUUUUUGGCUGGUUUUGAGACGAGCUCGACCACCAUGGGUUUUGCUCUUCACGAACUGGCUAUCAAUCAAGACAUUCAAAGUCGAUUGAAAAAGGAAAUUGAUGAGGUGUUAGCCAAAAAUAAUGGAGAAUUUAACUAUGAGAGCAUGCAUGAGAUGAAAUAUCUGGAAAAAGUUAUUGAUGAAACUUUGCGUAAACACCCUGUGGUAGGACAUCUCAUUCGUGAGGCCACACAACGCUACGUUCAUCGCGAUAAUCCUGAUUACUAUAUUGAGCCUGGCACUGGUGUAAUUAUACCUGUUAGGGCUAUUCAUCACGAUCCUGAAUUUUAUCCUGAGCCAGAAAAAUUCAUACCCGAACGUUUUGAUGAGGAGCAAGUGAACCAGCGUCCGGCUUGUACAUUUUUGCCCUUUGGCGAUGGUCCCCGCAAUUGCAUUGGCCUGAGAUUUGGACGCAUGCAAACCACAAUUGGAUUGGCGAAACUCAUACACAAUUUCAAGUUCGAGGUGAAUCCUACUCUGACCUCAGUGCCAAUGAAAUUUAAGGUUGAAAAUUUGCUGUGGAGUGCCGAAGGUGGAAUAACUUUGAAUGUUAGCAAAUUUGCUAGAACAUAUCUGUUCACAAUGGCGGUAUUAAUUCUACUACUUCUUGGUGUUGUAUCCCUCGCCGUGUGGUGGGUACAUCAGCAAUUUAACUACUGGCAACGACGAGGCAUUCCCCAUGAUCCUCCCAAAAUACCUGCGGGAAACAUGGUCGAAUUGAUGAAGACAAGGCACAUUGCGGAUAUUUUCCAACGUACUUACUUUAAAUACAAAAACAAAGUCGAUGGACCCUUUGUGGGUUUCUAUUUCUACUUUAAGCGAGUAGCCCUUACUGUGGAUAUCAAUUUCGUAAAGACUGUGCUUAUGAAGGAUUUUGAUAAAUUUCACGAUCGCGGCAUAUUCCAUAACGAACGUGAUGACCCUCUUACUUGUAACUUGGUUGGCGUUGAGGGUCAAAAGUGGAAAAGUCUUAGGCAUAAAUUGACACCGACAUUUACAUCGGGUAAAAUGAAGCACAUGUUCCCAACAUUACUUAAAGUGGGCGAUGAAAUGGUUCAAGUCUUUAACUCAAAAAUCACAAGUGAUACGCAACCAUUGGAAAUCACGAAUUUGGUGGCUCGUUUUACGGCGGACGUGAUAGGCAGUUGUGCAUUUGGUCUGGAGUGCAACAGUCUGCAUAAUCCUGAGGCAGAAUUCGUCAAAAUGGGAAAUGCAGCCAUCAAUGAAAGAAGGCACGGUAGAGCUCUGGAUCUGUUUCUAUUCGGUGCCCCCAAAUUGGCUGCAAAAUUGCGCAUGAAACAAUUGGUCCAAAAGGUCGAGGAUUUCUACAUGAACAUAAUUAGGGAUACGGUGAAUUAUCGUGUUAAAAAUAAUGUCAAGCGUAAUGAUUUCAUGGACAUGCUGAUCGAAUUGAAGAAGAAGUACGAUGAAGGCAACAAAGAGGAAGGUUUGUCCUUUAACGAGUUGGCUGCUCAGGCAUUUGUGUUCUUUUUGGCUGGCUAUGAGACCAGUUCGACUACCAUGGGAUUCGCUCUUCACGAAUUGGCUCUUAAUCAGGACAUUCAAAAUAGAUUGAGAAAUGAAAUCGAUGAGGUGUUAGCAAAAAAUAAUGGAGAAUUCAGUUAUGACAGCAUGCGUGAAAUGAAAUAUCUGGAAAAAAUUAUUGAUGAAACUCUUCGGAAACAUCCUGUUGUGGGACAUCUCAUUCGUUUGGCCACGCAACGUUACGUUCAUCCCGAUAAUCCUAAAUAUUAUAUCGAGCCUGGCACUGGUGUUAUAAUACCUGUUAAAGCAAUCCACCACGAUCCUGAAUUUUAUCCUGAGCCAGAAAAAUUCAUACCCGAACGUUUUGAUGAGGACCAAGUGAAACAGCGUCCGGCUUGUACAUUUUUACCCUUUGGCGAAGGUCCCCGCAAUUGCAUUGGCUUGAGAUUUGGACGCAUGCAAACCACAAUUGGACUGGCGAAACUCAUACACAAUUUCAAGUUCGAGGUGAAUCCUACUCUGACCUCAGUGCCAAUGAAAUUUAAGGUUGAAAACAUAUUGCUGAGUGCUGAGGGAGGAAUAACUUUAAAUGUCAGUAAAGUCAUUAGAAAGUAGUUAUAGCAAUUAAAAGUGUAUAUAAUAUUUAUUAAUAAAAAUUAAGCGUGAAUAAUUUAUACGA
Molecule: messenger RNA, 3109 nt
Organism: Drosophila willistoni
Lineage: Eukaryota; Metazoa; Arthropoda; Insecta; Diptera; Drosophilidae
Product: cytochrome P450 709B2
Exons: 4
Coding region: 1-3045 (1014 amino acids)
Molecular function (GO): heme binding; monooxygenase activity; oxidoreductase activity, acting on paired donors, with incorporation or reduction of molecular oxygen
Source: RefSeq, a predicted model, not a curated record